Molecule: messenger RNA, 2150 nt
Organism: Anolis carolinensis (green anole)
Lineage: Eukaryota; Metazoa; Chordata; Lepidosauria; Squamata; Anolidae
Gene: gpi
Product: glucose-6-phosphate isomerase
Exons: 18
Coding region: 115-1776 (553 amino acids)
Biological process (GO): gluconeogenesis; glycolytic process; glucose 6-phosphate metabolic process
Cellular component (GO): cytosol
Molecular function (GO): monosaccharide binding; carbohydrate derivative binding; glucose-6-phosphate isomerase activity
Source: RefSeq, a predicted model, not a curated record
CCCCCUCUCCCGCCCUCAAAAGCCUCUGCCGGCCUCGUCCACUUCCUCCUGCGCCGCCUCCCGCCAGUUGAGCUUCUUCUCCGUCUAUUCUCUCAUCUCUUUCUUUCCGUCAGCAUGACUCUCUCGAGCGACGCGGCCUUCCAGAAGCUGAGGGAAUGGCACAAGGCCCACGCCGCCCAGCUCGUCCUCCGGCAGCUCUUCGACGCCGACAAGGAUCGCUUCCGGAAGUUCAGCUUGACUCUCAACACCGAUCAGGGGGACAUCCUGGUUGACUAUUCGAAGAACCUCGUCACUGAAGAUGUCAUGAAGCUGUUGAUUGACGUGGCAAAAUCCAGGGGCAUUGAAAAAGCCCGAGAGCAAAUGUUCAGUGGGGAAAAGAUCAACUUCACCGAGAACCGUGCCGUGCUCCACAUCGCUCUGAGGAAUCGCUCCAACACGCCCAUCUUAGUGGACGGCAAAGACGUGGUUCCAGAUGUGAACAAAGUGCUGGAGAAGAUGAAGGGUUUCUGCCAGAAAGUUCGCAGUGGGGACUGGAAAGGCUACAGUGGGAAAUCCAUGACGGACGUGGUCAACGUUGGGAUUGGCGGGUCAGACUUGGGCCCGCUGAUGGUGACCGAAGCCCUGAAGCCGUACUCUAAGGGCGGCCCCCGCGUCUGGUUUGUGUCCAACAUCGACGGCACCCACAUGGCCAAGACCCUGGCCGAGCUCAACCCGGAGACAACGCUCUUCAUCAUUGCCUCCAAGACUUUCACCACUCAAGAGACCAUCACCAACGCGGAGACGGCCAAGGAGUGGUUCCUUAAGGCAGCAAAAGAUCCCGGUGCUGUGGCCAAGCAUUUCGUCGCUCUUUCCACCAAUGGGCCUAAAGUGAAAGAUUUUGGGAUCGACACUCAGAACAUGUUCGAGUUUUGGGACUGGGUCGGGGGCCGCUAUUCCUUGUGGUCGGCCAUUGGCCUCUCCAUCGCCCUCCACAUCGGUUAUGACAAUUUUGAGAAAUUGCUUGCUGGAGCCCACUGGAUGGACAACCACUUCCGCACGACUCCGCUGGAGAAGAACGUCCCCGUGGUGCUGGCCAUGCUGGGCGUCUGGUACAUCAACUGCUAUGGGACCGAGACCCAUGCGCUCCUGCCCUACGACCAGUACAUGCACCGCUUCGCAGCCUACUUCCAGCAGGGGGACAUGGAAUCCAACGGGAAGUACAUCACCAAGAAGGGCACCCGGGUGAACUACAGCACCGGGCCCAUCGUGUGGGGCGAGCCGGGAACCAACGGGCAGCAUGCCUUCUACCAGCUCAUCCACCAAGGAACGCGUAUGAUUCCUUGCGACUUCCUCAUCCCGGUCCAGACGCAGAACCCCAUCCGGAACGGGCUGCACCACAAGAUCCUUCUGGCCAACUUCCUGGCCCAGACGGAGGCCUUGAUGAAGGGCAAGACCACCGAGGAAGCCCGCCAAGAGCUCCAGGCGGCCGGGAUGAGCGGAGACGCCCUGGAGAAGCUCCUUCCCCACAAGGUCUUUGAAGGCAACCGCCCCACCAAUUCCAUUAUGUUUACUAAGCUGAAUCCAUUCAUCCUUGGAGCCUUAAUUGCCAUGUACGAACACAAGAUCUUUGUUCAAGGCGUCGUGUGGGAUAUCAACAGCUACGACCAAUGGGGGGUGGAGCUGGGGAAGCAGCUGGCCAAGAAGAUCGAGCCGGAGUUGUCCUCGGACGCGCCCGUCACCUCCCACGACUCCUCCACCAACGGCCUCAUCGGCUUCAUCCAGAAGCACCGGGCCUGAAGACCCGUCACAACCCGACACCACACACUGCGGAGGUCCAUGUUGUAGUUGCCGCUUCCGUUCCGCCCCUUCCGUCCGGAGGGAGAUGUGUCGCACUUUGCACCCGUUCUUUUUGUCACCAGUUGCUGACGGUUAGCUUCCUUGCCUGUUAACAAGUCUCACCAGGCUCGGGAAAAAAAAGCCUUGUUGUUGUUGUUUGUCUGUUUGUGGCAGUCGAGAUUGUAGAACGCACUGGGCCCUGCGUCACCGCAACGUGUACACACACGUUGCAGAUAGGACCCCCUUUUCCCCCCCCUCACUUAGUGAGCCAGUUGAGGAAAAACCCAGCCUUCCUUGUACAAGAUUAUAACAGAAUUAACAAAACAUAUAUAUCA